Molecule: messenger RNA, 4062 nt
Organism: Macrosiphum euphorbiae (potato aphid)
Lineage: Eukaryota; Metazoa; Arthropoda; Insecta; Hemiptera; Aphididae
Source: the annotation of a GenBank genome assembly
AUGACUACCGAAGGGCUUCCAGGACUGUCAACUACUGAAGCUUUACGCACAUUAUAUAAUGAAAUAUUGUCGCUCAGAAAUCAUAUUAAAGAUCAACACAUACAACAGGGAAAAGACAGACUAUGGAUUCAAGAUGCAUUGAAACAUAAUAGUCCAUUCACUAGUAUCUGUUGGAUUACUGCUUUGAUCAUUUUUGCUUGUGGUUUUUCAUUGAUCAUCAUUAGUUUAGUGUAUGAUGAAAUGUGGUAUCUGUUUGAUGAUGGAAUAUUGAUAUUGAUAUUGUUAACUACCAAUCUUGCUACUGUAUUAUGGGAUAACAAAUUAAGACAUGAAGAAAUGUUCACCAAGCUCGAUCAUGUGAUGAAAAAACUAAAUUGCUAUAAAGACAAAUGCCAUUGGAAGAAAGAAAAUUAUCCACAUUUAUGUAUGCCAUUUUCUCCUUCAGUUACUUUACAAUGGACUCAACGUGAUGGUGUGCUAGUAAAUUUACCUUGGGCAUUAUUGGUAAAAGGUGAUAUAGUACUUUUGAAACCAGGACAAACUUCUCCGUGCCAUGUUUCCAGGCUUAGGGAAAAAGAUAAAUGGGCUCCAGCUGAAUUGACUAGAUGGGAAAUAUUUAAUCCAGAUAUUGCAUCUGCUACGAAAAACAAAACCGCUGUACCAACUAUGGUAUCUCGCAAUCCAUUAAAAAAUGUUGCAUAUGUUUUAAAUGAAACCCCAUAUUUAAAUAAUUUGAAACUUGCAUUAGAACUAUCACAAAAUAGACCAAGCAGCUUUUAUACAAAAUGCUUAUAUUUGUUACAAAUAAUAUUCAUGCAAAAGUUUGCUGCAGCCACCUUUUUGGGAAGUACCAUUUUAACUGUUUGGUGGCGUUGGUCUUAUGUUACACUUUGGUUGAAAUCUGGUACUUGGGUAUCAAUGUUUGUUGUAAUCCCAAUCUCUAUACUUAUUCCACUUCUACCAUUGAUGUUGCCAAUUGCAUGGACACUCAUGACAUGUUAUGGAAACGCAGUACUACAAUCAUCUUCCAUAGUUCAGAAAAAUAAAGACCUUUUUGAAGAAACUGAAACUGAAGCAAAAAACAACUCUUUAGAAUUUUCAUUUAGGUAUUUAUUGAAAAACUUUUACUCUUGUGUACUUGGAAAUGGUAGUUUCUUACAUAGAUCUACUAAUCUAUUGCAUGUUAUGGGAUCCGUUACGGCUUUAUGUUGUGUUGAUAAAAAAGGUAUACUAUCAUGGCCUAAUCCAACCGCUGAAAAAGUUUUUUUUUUACAAAAUCCUUCCAAAUCGUCAUCAAUCUCAAAUUAUGUAGAUACUCCUAACUGUAAUAGAGAAACACAAAGAAAAAGUUAUGAUAGUACUAUUCAGAAUCAAGAAAAUUAUACAGUAGAGGUACUUGAUCUAACUCAUGAUCGGGGUUCAGCAUGGAGAUUACAAUUUGAUGAUGCAACCUGGUCAAAUCAUAUUACUUCUUUGAAGCCUCUAGGUCUAGCGGUACUAUUAAAUACUUGCAACCCAUCAACUCAUGCUCAUUAUGCCCAAUUUUGUGCUCAUGUAUCUUGCCAAGCUUUGUAUAGUGAAGUGCUUGUUCCUGUUACCAACCGAAGAUGUCUUUGUGAAUUAGCUCGACAAAUAGGAUUUUCAGAAUCUGCUGAUGAUAUUUUUGAACUUCAAUUACAGUUAUCCACUUAUAGACAUGUGCAAGCUGAUGCUGUUCGAAGAGAUAUUAAAUUUGCCAGAUCAUUACCAAAUACUACCAAAUUAAAAUUUCCAUUUCCUCACAUGGUGUGUGUAGGAUUAAGAGAGAGGAGUAUUGGUAAAGCUGCAACAAGUUUACAAUUAUUCAGCCAAGGUACAGCUGACAUAAUAUUGGAUGCUUGCAUAGAUUUUUGGGAUGGUCACGAUCUCAGUCCUAUUUCUCCUUCUGUUAGGAAGAAAGUACUAGAUUUUUAUCAAAGAACUAGUUUAACAGCUUACUGUACAGCAUUUUCAUACCGCCCACUACCAUUACCUCCUGACAAAAGUUUCUCAGAAAUGUAUUUGGAGUUACCAGCUGAUUGUCGCCAAUUAUAUUCAAAAUUAUGUCGUAGCCCAACACCACAUCCGUGGACAUCGACAACUCAUAAAAUAAGGCAACCACAAUUUCAUUCUUCUGAUUCAUUACUAUUUGGUGAUUGCAGUGAAUAUAACUCUAAAGAUGUAAAUUGUUGUUUUGAAACACAAUGCAAUCAAAUAUUUUUAGGAAUGGUUACCAUGCAGUAUCAACCACAAUAUGAUAUGGUUCAACUGAUUGAGCUAUUGGAAACAGCUUGUAUACGAUUUGUUCACUUUAGUAAAGAAAAUGAACUUCGGUCUAGGGUUUUUUCUGAAAAAAUGGGCCUGGAAAGUGGAUGGAAUUGUCAUAUUUCUUUAUUAGGUGAUGCUCAAACAAGAACUCGUCUUGACCCUAGUGAGGGUGCAGCAACUUGUGAUGACGAAACUAGCUUUUUGAUACCACUAACAUCUACUAGUCAGUCGAAGAAAAAGCUUGCUGAUUAUGAACAUAAUUUAUCCGCUGAUUGUUUUCCUCCCCUCAAUAUAAAUUGUACGGCUCUCAAUAUGUCUCGUACAAUUAGUAUGUCAGCACCAACUGCUUUAAAUAUGGAUUAUGCCCAAGUAACAAUAGAACAUGAUGGAGAAAAAAUUAUAAAGCCAAUGCUCAUUCAAAAGGAUACCCUUUACAAUGAUAAUAGCAAUAUGGUUGAAAUAGAAAAAAAUGGAGAAGAAUGGCACUCACUUAGCUGCAUGUCUGAUAGUACUGACCAAAGUGCUCCUGUUAAUUUUGAUAUGUAUAAUCGAGCUAAACUGCCUCGUGGCAUUGAGAACAUUCGACCUCAUCUAGAAUGCAUAGACAAUGUUCCACUUUUAGUUUCAUUAUUCACUGAUUGUACUCCAGAAGCCACUAAAGAAAUGAUAUCCAUAAUGCAGCAGUAUGGAGAAGUUGUUUGUGUACUGGGAUCAUCUCCAAACGCUGAAAAUAUUGGUAUAUUUAUGCAGGCUGAUGCAAGUCUUGCUAUUGAACCGAUCUAUCCACAAGUGUGUCAGAGAAUUAGCAUCAUGCAACAACCAAGUCCAAUAGAUGCUCCAAUAUCUCCAGUGGGUCUUUCUGAGUUAUUGAAUUCUCUUCCUUGUUGCCUUUCACUUAAUCGUCAAGAUCCAUUACCAGUGUACCAUCUUAUUAUGGAAGGAAGAUAUUUAAUGCAAGGGAUAUGGAACUGUAUUCAAUUUUGGACUAGUUGCAUGGUUUCGCUUAGUUUUCUUCAACUACUUGCAAUUGCUCUUGUAUUACCUCCUAUUUUAUCAGUCGGUCAAAUAUUAUGGCUCACAUGUAUUGUUGUGCCUCUACUGUCAGUAUCAUUGGUAGGAGGUCCAACAGAUCCUGAAGUUAUGCAAAAACCAACUGGAAAAAAUCAAUGUUCUAUUACAUCUGAAUUAUCUUAUUACAUAAUGUGGUUUUAUGGCCUGAAAUUUUUACCGGUUGUAAUUAAUAUGGUGUUGCUGUUUAUAUGGUCACUGAGUCAAGCUUGUGAUUUGAUUUUAUCUACUACUAAUAAUAAUUCAACUAUUGAAAUUCAACAAUGUUGGUAUGUAUAUCCAGAUCCUAAAGAAACUGAAUGGGGAGGUUGGUCAAAAUUUGAGCCCACUAUUAUCAGUGUACAAAGAUUAAUGUUGCUUUUUCUUGUGAUGCAUUACGUUACCAUAUCUCUAAGUUUUGUUCAUCGGGAUUAUUUACUUUGGAAACGAACUAUACAUUUAAAUAAACCUUAUUUGUUCACUUCAUUGUUCAUUAUUCUAGUUCAAUGGGCAUACACAAUUCAUUAUGAAUACUUUGAUAGUAUUGAAAAUAAUAUUAGUAUUUCCAAACUAUCUGUACUGACUUUUAUUAUUGGGUUUGUAUCUUUGUUCCUGGUUUUCAUUGUUAACGAGAUGGUUCAUUGGCAAGAGAUAAGGUCGAAUGUGCGUUACCAAAAAAGAGCAAGAUUAGAUUUUGGAACUAAACUUGGUAUGAACUCUCCAUUCUAA